This is a messenger RNA of Pieris rapae (cabbage white), 4933 nucleotides long. RefSeq lists its product as uncharacterized. Gene Ontology annotation, molecular function: RNA polymerase II transcription regulatory region sequence-specific DNA binding; DNA-binding transcription factor activity, RNA polymerase II-specific. NCBI's taxonomy places the organism in Eukaryota, Metazoa, Arthropoda, Insecta, Lepidoptera, Pieridae. The record is from RefSeq and is a predicted model, not a curated record. Bases 292 to 2535 code for a protein of 747 amino acids. Gene Ontology annotation, biological process: regulation of transcription by RNA polymerase II. The transcript has 3 exons. Gene Ontology annotation, cellular component: nucleus.
AGUCGCGACAGAUGUUCGUUGACGGUACUCUAUUGCCUAUGGAAUAGUUUCCUUUCUUUCUGUUAAAAAUAACGUCAUUGAAAUAAAAAUCAUGUCUUUUUGUUUUAAGUUUUAAUCGUUUUUUUAAUCUUGACCUUUACGCAUGAAUCAUGUAAUGUAGACUUUAUUUUAUAUUUAGUUUUUUAUUCAAUUUAGUAUAAGGUGCAACAAAUGUGAAAUCGUUAUAGAAUUAACGGAGGUUAUACUUGGUUCGUUAUGAUUUAACUAUUUUUCUUCAAAUUUGCUUUCACAAUGGAUUUUGUGAAAACCGAGGAUCGUGUUUUAUUAGAUGAAGAAAAUUAUAAAACCUACAUGGAAAACCUUCAAAAAUCCCAUCAAAUUGAGAGUAUGGAUUACCAAUAUAAUGUAACUAUGGAACAAAUACAGUUGGCUAUGCAGUCUUCCUUAAAUCCAAAUUUAAUGCAUAAUUUCCAAUUACCACUGUCUCCACGACAAAUGUCCACACUUAUGUUGAAAACCAAUCACCUCACACGCACACUGAAUUUCAAUGAGAUACCUGCACAUUUACAAAAAAGUGAUUUAGAGCUUAUGAAUGAAAUAAGACACGAUGAUUUAUUAAAUCAAAACCUAAAUAGAAACCUAGAGUUGGCGAGAAAUGAUUUAGCUCAAAAUAUUAAUAGGAAUUUAGAGUUAAGAGCUGAUUUAGCACAAAACCGAAGUGUGGAGUUGGCAAGAAAUGACUUAGUCCAAAUGAAUAGAAAUGAUUUGGCACAAAAUUUGAACAGAAAUCUUGAGUUGGUACAAAACUUGAAUAGAAAUAUGGAUUUAGUUAGGAAUGAUAUUGAAAUGCAAGCAAAUUUACAUAUUGAUACCCAAAGAAUGGAUAUGCAGAACCCAAACAUAGAUAUGAUGAAUAGAAUAGACAAUGACAUUGCCAAUAGCCAAGAGGAAAGAAGGUCACCAUUAUAUGAUAGUCAUUUGCUGAAACAACAUUUGGACAGGUUUGAUUAUUCAAUGAACCAGAAAAUUGAUCAAAUAUUGGCACAAAGGAUGGAGUUGGGCCAACGUUUGGAUCAAAGACUAGGGAAUGGUAUAGAGCACAGGGUUGAGCAAAAUGAUUUGCCAAUUCCUUUUUAUAUAAAGCCAGAACAGGAGGAAGAUUUAGGAUUUUAUGAUAAUAUGAGUCAGGGGCUAGCCAACACGGUCAAUGGUGAAAUACCACAGCAGGAUCUGCAAUCGCCUACAAUUCAUCAAGACCAUAUCUUCUCAGUUUACAAUAACCACUUACCCAUACAAGCUCUAAAUUCAUUAGAAAUUUACCAGCGCCAACAGAACUAUAACCAUAACUACGCGAACGAAGUGGCCAGGGACAACCCUCAAAAUUUAGUCAUCCAUAGACAAUUUGACACCCCUACCUUUAACGAAGAAAUAAAAAAACUGCGACAAGAUGGCGGCAAAUUUGAAAUGUCAAAACAUGAAGACCCAAAGGAAAAUCUUAAACCGGAUGAAAAUAAGAUUUUUUAUUACGAUAAAAGUGAGAAUGAUUCUAGCGUGAAUAAUAAAAUUGAUGACCUCUCAAUGAAUAUCAAGGGGCAGUAUAGCUGUUUUAAAUGUAAGGAGGUGUUUCCUUCAAAGCGGAUAUUGAAACAACACGCGAAAAACUGUGACAAUGGUUUAAGUGUUGAAGACUUGGACAAAUUAGGGAAGUUCAGUUGUUCCCAAUGUGCCUACCGGUGUCAGUCACCUGCCAUAUUGAAAAUCCACGAACGAACGCACUCAGGGGAAAAGCCAUAUGCGUGUACAUUUUGUGAUUACAAAUCUGGACAGAAAAACAAUGUUGCAAAACAUAUCCUUGUUCAUAUGAAGCAAAAACCGUUCCGGUGUCAGUUUUGUGAGUAUCGAUGUGCACAGAAGAACAAUUUAGUCGUUCAUGAGCGAACACAUACCGGCUAUAAGCCAUUUGCUUGCCCUUUCUGUGAAUAUCGAACAGUGCAAAAGCCAAAUUUAGUCAAACAUAUGUACUUACACACCGAUCAAAAGCCAUUUAGUUGUGAUAUGUGUAGUUAUAGGUGUGUCCAAAAAACAAACCUAACAAAACACAAACAGAGGCACCUGAAUGAGAAAGAGGGAGAAAAAGUGGAUUUCAAAGUUCAAAGUAAACCCUAUAGACCAAGACAAAAGUCUGUCAAAUGCCCUCAUUGCCCAUACAAGUGUGUUCAAAAGUCUAGUUUAGAGAAACACCUCCAUUUUAAACAUAGUGAAGAAGGUAGAAGUGAUUUUAGUGUAGGACAAAGUGAAUUUUCCGCAGCUCAAAGUGAAUUUAAUGCUUCCCCAAACGAUUUUAGUGCUGAUAAAAGUGAUUUCAGCGCUACACAAAAUGAUUUUAGUGCUGACCAAAAUGAUUAUAGUGCUGAUAAAGGUGAUUUUAGUGGAAAUGAAGAGUUAUGUGAUACAAUACAGAAUUUAAGCGUUAAAAAAGAUACUCAGUUUGAUUGCGUUGAUAAAAUUGUUGAAUCGCUGCCGAUUCAAGCAUAGUCAAUGUGAUAUAAAAAUCCAAGAAAUCGUUAUGUAUUUGGCUUAUAAUAUUUUAAACAUGACAUAUGACAACCGUUCAAGUCUUGGGUUUCUAUAUCAAUACUUAUUACAAACCAUGGACAGUUUAUACAUUAUUUUUAUUGAAACAUUUAAAAGUUAAUUUUAAUAGUAACAAAAUUCAAGUAUGUGGAUAGUGUUUAAGAUUAUUAACUAUAGUUAAACAACUUAAUCAGAUAAAAUAGUGAUUAUGAAAAUACUAAAAAUAAUAAUUCUGUCUAUGGUAUGUUCCUGUCUAAUGAUCUGAUUUGGCUACGUUUUGUUGAUGUAGAUGGCGCUACACUUUUUUUAUAGAACAGGGCAAAGGGGCAGGUGAUACCGCCGCUUAUGGACUCAAUACCAGACGGCUCGCGAGUGCGUUACCGGCCUUUUAAGAACUGGUACGCUCUCUUAGUCGAAUUGGUUCGGAAAUAAUUUAGUGGGCAGCUGGUUCCAUAUAGUGGCAAAACUGCCUUGCCCCUAUUCUGCCUCGAGGUCCGGUGAUGAAAUUCAGCAGGUAUUAAUCUGAACAACAUUCAGUUACAAUUGAAUCCAUUUAAUAAACUCUCAAACACAUUUGAAAUUUCGCCCACUUUUACAUGGCUGGUCCAAUGGAACAACUUUGUUACUUUUGUCUAGAAUAGUUAGAUAGCUCCAUUAUAUAGCAAAGUUAAAAAUUCUGUACCACCAGUGUCGUUUUCUUUUGUACUGUUACAAUCGUACACGUACAUCACUGCAUCCUAAUUUAUGUAUUCUGUCCCACGCCGUUCUUAUUAGCAGAAGGAAAUUGUAAUUUGAGGUUGCAGCCCUAAUAUUGUCUUUUUUUUAAUUUUGGUACUUGAUAAAACGACGCAACGCAUUACGAGGUGGUUGUCUAUGGGCGUUGUCCCUCUGGUGAUUGUCUAUGGGCGGCGGUGUCACAUAAUAUCGGACAAACGAUAUCCUGUUACGUAAAAAUUAUAUUGCCAUAUUUUUAUGAAGAUAUGACAUUACACAUGUAAUAAGAAUUAUAUUGUUUCAAGAAAGCUGUCAUCCAAACUUGCUCGACAACUCACCAUUACACAGUAUGUGUGUUGACUAAAACGUCACCAUAUUCUAGAGCUAGAAGACCGGUAGUAGCUCUAGGCAUGAUGAGUAUGAGUAGAUGCUUCCAAUGGGAAGUCACUGCACAUGACAGCACCACAGAACAAAUUCAUUCAUAGCCUUAGGGCUGAAUGCAAAUUACCACAGAUAAAAAAUAUAUUCUAGACCAUACUAAUACCUACACUGGUUAUUACAAUAUUGGAGAGGUGAGACUAUUUCUUGUAGCGCCAUCAAGCAACGACAAAAUGGAGUAUUUCAAAUCGGAUCGUAGAUUUUGUAAAUAAUUGCUUGUGUUUUUUUAAUGAUUUUUGAACGACUCUGGCGCUUAAGUACUUUUGAGGUUACGAAAUGGAAAAAAUAUGACUUAGCUAUGAUUUUUUUGUGUUAAAGAAUAUUUCAUAGAAUUACAAUAGUUGUUGAGUGCUCCUUGCAAUACAAUAUAAAGAUUCAGAAAUAAUGUGAAUGAAGUACAUAGCUAAAAUAGGAAGCUUAAUCUAGUUACAUUAUACUCAAUUUAUUGAAUUGACUAAAAAAAUAAGAUGAAAUUUUGCAGGUUCCAGAUGUUUCUAUUCUAUAUCUGUGUACUUUGUUUAACAUUGUUAUGAAUUUAUAAAUACAUUUUUAUGUUACAUAACAUAAAAGUUGUAGGUUCAAAACUGUAAGAAAAGUAAGAUAUUAAAUUAUGGCGGCUAAAAACAUUCAACAGUUGUCUAAGAUAGAUUGCAAUUGUUUUCUCUUACAGUAUUUAAUAUGACUUUAAUAUUGCGUCAAAAUUAUAGAAUUCCAAUUUAUAGUGCCUAUUUCUUAUAUUUUAACUAUGAUUCAACCGUAAAUUUGAACUGCAUGUUAAUAUUGUUCAAAAGGGUAGGUUUACCGAGGGAAAUGUAAGCCUGCUGUAUGAUUAUUAUUCCUAUAAUCAUACAACAGCUGUACUGACUGGUAAUCUAUGAUAGAUUAAAAUUUUGCUAUAUCUGUAGUUGUGGAAUUCCAAUUUAAUUAAGUUUCCUUGAGAUUUAGGAAUUGGUUUAAUCCUAAAUCUACCAAAUUAAAUGACCGUUAGUUAAUGACCCUGAUUAAUGAUUGUUACAAGUCAAAGUCGUAGCUAAAUAUAAGGAAAUGCCAGUGCUAAGUGAUAAUGUACUUAAAGUACUGGACUUUUUGUGUGAAGCGCCUAAAGGCUGUGAAAGAUUUUCCAUUGUGUUACCAAGAGAUUUGUAAUUUACAUCACAUGAGAUAUUUUUUGUAUGAUUUUUUUGUAAUUAAAUGCCGCUUACCAAAG